CAUUGCACUGGACAGUAAACCAAACCAAACCAAAACAACAAAACUCCGUCUUCUUCUUUUCACUUGUUAUCCUUUUUCCUCCUCCUUCCACUUCGUGCGAAUAUUUCAUCGCCAACAAUCCUCCAUAAAUCUACCCUGCAUAAAUCAUCCAAAAGUCACCAAAUAUCCAAAAGUGGAUCCAAUCGAAACCACCCCAACCCAGCACGAAAAAAAGAAGGAAAAGAAAAAAGAAAAGAUAGGAAACACACCAAGCAAAAGCUAAGCAAUUAGACAUGGACGUGGACGACCCAGACCACACCCAAGCAGCCCGCCAAUUACACCAAGCCCUCGAAUCAGCCUGCCACCAACCCUCCCGCAAACCCUCCCGCCCAGGCCACGAUUCAGAAUACGCCUACGACGAUUCCUACUCCUACACCUCCUCCACCCCCUCAACCGGCCGCUUCUCCGACGCCGACGAAGAAUACACCCUCUCCAUCUCCGCACACCCACCUAGUUCCCCCCACAGCCCCAAACGCCGCCGCUCAAACGACUGGGACCCAUCCAAAAAAGAAAAAGACACUGGGCGCUGGCCCUGGAGUAGCGGUGGUGGCCGUGGUAGCGGUCAGAAUUCGACCCAUGGGUCGCCACGCGUUGGCGCUUCGGGCCGGCACGGACGUCAGGCGGGUCCGCGCGGCCGGCGGUCACGGUUCGUGGAGGGGAUGAUGAAUGAUAGCGUUAGUGAGAAGCCGCCGAGUAUUUUUUUGAGAGAGGGGAGGGCUGCUGGUGCUACUGCUAGGGGCACGGCGCAACAACAGCGGGGAUCGGGGAUUUUUCGGUUUGGGAAGGCUAUUGCUAGUGCGUUUAAUCCGUUUGGCGGGUGGGGUGGGUUUUCGAGGGAGAAGCAUCAGCAGCAGCAGCAACAAAAGCAGGACGUUGAGGAUGAUAUUGCGAGGGUGGAGAGGGCGUAUGCGGAGUUGAAGAGGGCGGGCUAUCGGGGUGCUGUUAAGGGGGAGUAUUCUGCGGGUGCUGGGUCGAAGUCGAGUGGGGAUUUGGCGGAUGAAACGUGGAGGGCUGUUGCGGAGAAGAUGGAUGAGACGGUCGAUGGGCGACAUUCGAGGCAGGAGUCGGGGGGUUCCUUCGGGGUUGAGGUGCAAGAGGUGAGGAGGGCGAAGUCGUCGUUGGGGAUUGCGUCGAGUUUUAUCCCUGGUGUUGGAAGACGAUCGGAGGAUGCUGGUCGGCCUGAGCUGAGGAAGCAGAGGUCUAAGAGGGAGAAGUUGCUUAGACGCGUGAGUACGCUUGAGGAGAAGCUGGAGAAGGCGCGUCGCGAGCUGCAGGAGCUUAUGGGUGAUGAUGUGCCUCUUGUUCCGGAGAGAUCGCAUUGCCUGGAUCCGGCGCACCAGAGGAAAUUUGUGCCCGGCGUGCUGCCUACGCUUCCGUCUGAGAGGCUUUUGCUCGAUGAGGUGCUUUCCCCGGUUUCACCUACCGAGUCGGUUCCCCCGAAUUCGUUAUUGGAGAACGUCCAACGCGCGAUGCAGGACCGCGAAUCUGAAACAAGGACUGCACACGAGGAUCCCGAGUCUACAAUCAAGACCCCAGCCAAAUCCCCAAGACCAGCAGCUCAGUCACUGAUAGUCGAGAGCCCCUCGCUUAAGCGAAAGUCCCCCGACCCGGAAUCCGCCAGCGCAGCCAACACCCCCAGAUCCCACCAUGAAGGUUUUGCAAAUCACACAGAGGAAGGCAACCAAUCCGACUCAUCCCGCAAAACCAAGCUCCCCAAGAUGCUGUGCGGCGACAGUCCCGGUUCCGUGGAACGAAAGCAAACCCACCGACACAUGGAAGACUCCAACAGGCGCUCCCCCAGUGAGGAUAGAGGCCGACGGAGACGAUCCUCGCAACCGCUCCGCUCAGCGAGCAAGCGAUCCCCCUCGGCAAGGAGAAGGGCAUCCAACUCUCGGAACAGAGUCCCUACUCCUUCUCUACGCAUGAAGAAGGGCCGCGCCGAUCUAAGAUCCGCCAGUGUGCAAGCUAUGCAGACCGAUGACCAGGACAAGGAGAACCAGCACGCAGCUCAAUAUCGACGGGACCAGCAGCAACCCGAUCAGGCUUCGAAUCCUAACCCAACAGACCCAGGUCCGAAUUCCUCGCCAACCAAGAGAAAGGACCAGAGAUGCACCUACAAUUAUAUCCCACCUGUGCCCCCUCUGCCCAAAGAUCUAGCUGCCACAGCCGCAAAGGUAGACCGCAGACUAGCCAAGGAGAUAGAGAGGCGCGAGGCGCGGAAUCGCAAGCCCAAGACUCAGUCGGGGAAGAUUCCCGGUACCACAAAAGAAGAGGGCUUCAGAUGGCCUGAUGAUAUUUUUUGAUUAUUGCAAGUUUUUGACGGGGAUAUUGGAUCACGGACGAUUCUCAUCUGGAUAACGGGACAGAGGUGAGAAGGCCGAUUUUUGAGCAGGCAAGUCAGAAGGGGAGAACGAAGACAAGGAAUGACUGAGUGUUUGUUCACAGACAAUUAAGCCAUUAUGAGGAGGUUGAGUAGUUGGAAGAUGAGUU
Messenger RNA from Aspergillus alliaceus, 2529 nucleotides. RefSeq names its product putative nuclear RNA binding protein. Bases 273 to 2342 code for a protein of 689 amino acids. NCBI's taxonomy places the organism in Eukaryota, Fungi, Ascomycota, Eurotiomycetes, Eurotiales, Aspergillaceae. The record is from RefSeq and is a predicted model, not a curated record. The transcript has 2 exons.